AUGUUUGAAAACAAGUUUUUUCCACGUCGCCUUCGGCAAAAGUCUGAAGAAGCUAUCAGCAAAAGAAUUACUCGCUUCUUUCAGCCACGUCAGCAACACGGAGGAGAGCUUACACAGCAACAACAGUGGAUGAAUUAUGACGAUGACAGCAAAUUAGAGAUACCCGAUACCGUCAUUAUUGGUGAAGAUGGAUGCUGGUUACCAAACAACAACCAUGAUGGGGAUGACGAUGCCAUGUUGCAUUCAUCAUCCACAGUACCUGAUUUGUCUACAUGUGCCAGCCAUACAACAGACGACGAAGACUUUUAUCAAGAUGACGACUCUUCUCGCAAGAUGAUCAUGCAGUUUUCUUCUAACGAAGAAUAUCAAUCACAGCAAAAGCAGCAGUUGAGUUUGGCUGAGCAUGUCCGCUUAGUACUUGCCGAUGCAUUUGACGUGGCGGAUGAGCAGUUUGAAAGAGAGCGCUGCAUCAUUUCACCCACAACGCUCUAA
Messenger RNA from Lichtheimia ornata, 492 nucleotides. RefSeq lists its product as uncharacterized. The record is from RefSeq and is a predicted model, not a curated record. Bases 1 to 492 code for a protein of 163 amino acids. NCBI's taxonomy places the organism in Eukaryota, Fungi, Mucoromycota, Mucoromycetes, Mucorales, Lichtheimiaceae. The transcript has a single exon.